This is a messenger RNA of Athalia rosae (coleseed sawfly), 2215 nucleotides long. It is a transcript of the gene Sply, whose product is annotated as sphingosine-1-phosphate lyase. The record is from RefSeq and is a predicted model, not a curated record. Gene Ontology annotation, molecular function: pyridoxal phosphate binding; sphinganine-1-phosphate aldolase activity. The transcript has 10 exons. NCBI's taxonomy places the organism in Eukaryota, Metazoa, Arthropoda, Insecta, Hymenoptera, Athaliidae. Gene Ontology annotation, cellular component: endoplasmic reticulum. Gene Ontology annotation, biological process: carboxylic acid metabolic process; sphingolipid catabolic process. Bases 276 to 1943 code for a protein of 555 amino acids.
UAUGAUGCCUGGUUACUUUCUGGUUGUAGCCUAUGGCUGGUAGACAUGCGUAGAUCUUUACCGGCGACGGCGAAUCAUUUUUUCAAGGAAUGACUGUCAGAUAACAACAAGCCAUUUCCAUUACACUGGAACAAAGUUUCCCCGGUUCCUCUGAGUGUUAUCGGUGAACGAGAUAAUCUGAUUGGACUCUAGUCGACAUCUGAUCAGCUGAGUUAUAUCUUGUCGACUGCACGGAGGAACUCCAAAAAGUCAGGAGGAAAUUAUUCAGGUGCGAAAUGAGCGGCAUCCCCCCCUUUGAUGUUUUCCGAAGCCUGUUGAACAAUAGCUUCAGAGAUAAAGAGCCAUGGCAAAUCGUGACAAUAACUACAACAACGGUGCUAGCGACGGUCUGGCUUUGGGAGUAUUGUUUUCGGGAUGACGAAAGUCUUCUCGAACGAGGAAAAAAGCAGUUUUUUAGGCUUGCAAGAUAUGUGCCGGCCAUCCGCGAUAGAAUUGAUACUGAAUUGGCAGGCAUCAAUGCAAAUUUCGAGAAGGAAGCUGCUCACAGACUUACGGGUAUCUCGACUGUAAGGGAACUACCGGAAAACGGUUGGAGCGAGACUGAAAUUCUCGACAUGGUCAAGAAAUGCGUGAAUCUUGGAAACUACGACUGGAAGGCCGGUAAGGUCUCUGGAACCGUGUACAAAGACGACAAAGCCUUAGUAAACCUCGUUACUGCCGUGUACGGAGUUGCUUCGUACACGAAUCCAUUACAUGCCGAUAUAUUUCCCGGUGUUUGUAAGAUGGAAGCUGAGGUGGUGAGAGCAGCGUGCAAUUUGUUUCAUGGCGAUUCUGAAUCCUGCGGGACUAUGACAACAGGAGGUACGGAAUCUAUUUUGUUGGCCUGUAAAGCGUUGAGAGAUUAUGCGAGAGACGUUAAAGGUAUAAAAAAUCCGGAAAUGGUUGUGCCGACUACAGCUCACAGUGCUUUUGAUAAAGCAGCGCAAUACCUGAAAAUUAGAGUUGUCAACGUUCCGGUAAACCCAAAAAGUUUCACCGUCAGUAUCGAGUCGAUGAAAAAAGCGAUCAGCAGAAAUACGAUCAUGCUGGUCGGAUCCGCCCCGAAUUUCCCGUACGGGACUAUGGACAAUAUCGAAGCUAUUUCAGAACUGGGAGUUCGUUAUAAUAUUCCUGUCCACGUCGACGCUUGUCUCGGCGGAUUUUUAAUUUGUUUUAUGGAAGCCGCUGGAUUUUCUUUGCCGCCGUUCGACUUCGCUCUGAAAGGAGUCGUCAGUAUUUCGGCCGAUACGCACAAAUACGGAUACGCGCCGAAAGGGUCUUCGGUGAUUAUGUAUAGAGAAAAGAAAUACAGACACCAUCAGUACACGAUGACAACAGACUGGCCAGGUGGUAUUUACGGAUCACCAACUGUAAACGGUUCCCGUGCCGGAGGGAUAAUCGCGGCAUGCUGGGCGACGAUGAUGCACUUCGGUAAAAAUGGCUACGUCGAGGCCACCAGAAAAGUGAUCGAAACCACGCGGUACAUCGAACAAGAGUUGAGAAAAUUGGACGGAAUCUUCAUAUUCGGAACGCCAGCAACGUCAGUGAUCGCUCUUGGUUCGGACCAAUUUCAUAUUUAUAGGCUUUCGGACGCGCUGAGUGCUAAAGGUUGGAAUUUAAACCCAUUACAAUUCCCCUGCGGUAUUCACAUAUGCGUGACGCAUCUGCACACCCAGUCGGGCAUCGCGGACGAAUUUUUGGACGAUUUGAAAACGGAGUUGGCUUUAAUUAUGAAAACGCCGGACGUUCCCGUCGCCGGGAAGCUCGCCAUGUACGGAAUGAGCCAAAGUAUUCCAGAUCGAAGUGUCGUUAGCGAUUUUACACGGUAUUUCUUGGAUUCCAUGUACUACAUACCGAGCUCAGAAGUUAAACCCGAAGCGAAUGGAAAGCUACCAGGUUCAUGAAGACGAGAUUUAGCCUAAUCACUUGAAAAUGAACGCACCAUUGAUUCGUUGAUUUUGAAUUAUAUUCAUUUGUUUCGACGAAAAACGCUCAUGAAGCAUAGUACAAUUAAAAUAAUACUAUCAAUUAUCGCAAUUGUUCAAUGCUGAUAAUACCUAUCUUUAUAAUUAUUUUUAUGGUCUCUAAUUAUUACUAUAUUCUACCGAUAAUUAUCGAUCCAAAUAGCGAUCGGUCAUUUUCACAUAUGCAAAAUAUUAAACUUUAUUCAACUUUC